Dibothriocephalus latus is the source of this 558-nucleotide messenger RNA. Lineage: Eukaryota; Metazoa; Platyhelminthes; Cestoda; Diphyllobothriidea; Diphyllobothriidae. The record is from the annotation of a GenBank genome assembly.
AUGACCAUGGCAAAUCGACUCCAGGCGCAGAAUCACAAUAUUUCCUCGCUCACGGAUUUUAACAUCUCCUCAGGCCUCUACUGGAACCCGCUGAUGGAAAACCAGUCCCACGUUGAACAGCCAUCACCUGUGCGUCAAGAGCCAGGCUCCACCCAUAAUCUACCUCACCCUAUUGUUGGUCGUCUUGCCCACCCCGCUGCGGAUCCUACCGACCUAUGGAAAUGCGGAUUCGAGGGGCAGUUUCCGCAUCAGUCCAAUGAAAUGCUUAGGGCCGUAACGAAGCAGGAUCUCGCUACCCAAUGGGCUAUCUCCAAGAAUAUCCGCUACAAAACAAAAACUUGUCUGCACUGGGAGAAACUAGGCACUUGUCCUGCUGGCAAACACUGUCAGUUUGCACACGGAGCUGCUGAUCUGCGACAAGCGAAGGAUCAUCCCAAAUUCAGGACUCAGCUCUGCGUUCACUUCGCUUCAACAGGCUACUGUCCGUAUGAGGAUAGUUGCUUCUUCAGACAUCUUAACAUGAGCUUCUGGCCAGGCGAUCUUCCAAGUUCUAAAUGA